UUGGUUUCCCCCUCUUUCCCUUCCUUCUCUCAUGCUACUCUACUUGUUUAUAACUUGUGUCCCCUUCUUCCUCUUUUUAAAGUCCCUCAUCUCUCUCAACAAACCACUCCCACCAUGGGCAACUGAUAUGAGAUUGUUGUCAUCUCCCUGGUUGUUCUUCAAAGGUCUCUCCUUUUUAGCCAAAUCCCACCUCACAAAAAGACCAAACAAUAACAACAACAAUAACAUUUGUUCAUCAUCAACUCUUCCUUUUUCUCCAAUCCCCUCAAGGAUGUCUCUCAAACGAAAAGCUCUAACUUCCAAGGUUGAGAAUGUGGAAGAUAAUACGGAAGAGAAGACCUCGGUUUUGGACUUGCCUGAAUUGGCCUUGGACUGCAUUCUUGAGAGGCUCCCACCGGAUGCUUUGUGCAGCAUGGCUGGUGUUUGCACUUCUCUGAGGGAGAGGUGUAUGAGUGACCGGCUUUGGGAAAAGCACAUGAACCAAAAAUGGGGUAACAUCAUUGGCCAAGCUGCUUACAGAGAGUGGCAAUGGCAGAUUGCUUCCAAAGCUGAUUUGGGCAAUCUCAAACAAGGAAAGCAAAAGGGGUUGAUGAGAAUUCUCUCUCUUAAUUGGCCUUUUUCUUGGAUUAGAUCAAAGGUUGAUGAUUACAACAAUAGUAGUAGUACUAAGCCGAGGAGUCCUUUGCCUGUUGAUUCAAUCAUGGCUUGGUACCUUGCUCUUGAAACUGGCAAGUUCUGUUUCCCAGCUCAGGUCUAUAACCGAGAGAAUGGGCAUGUUGGUUUUAUGUUGUCAUGCUAUGAUGCACAGAUUAGCUACGAUCCUAGAACUGACACCUUCCAAGCCAGAUAUCCACCACAUGGAAGAAGGGCAGUUGCUAUAGAGAGUGGAGUGCCAUGGGAAAGGCUCAGAGCACCACCUGUUGAUACUCCUCCUCAUGAUCUUCAUAUCUCCGAUUGCUUGCAUGAAUUACGCCCCGGAGAUCACAUCGAGAUUCAAUGGAGAAGGAACAAAGAGUUCCCUUACGGUUGGUGGUAUGGAGUUGUUGGUCACUUGGAAUCAUGUGAUAGGAAUGAAAAUUACUGCCGUUGUCAUGAUAGUGACACUUUGGUGCUGGAAUUCAAUCAGUACACGCCUGGUUCACGGUGGAGACACACAACAGUCAAUAGGAAAGACCAUAGAGAGGAAGGAAACGAAGUGGACGGGUUUUAUGGAGGAAUCAGGAAGCUGAACACGGAGGAAGAGAUUUUGACAUGGAGGCAGCUUUGGCCAACCGAAACCUUGGAGUAGGAUUUGGCAUUAGGAGUUGGGAGAAGAAGAGAAUUACUAUGCUUCCCACGCCCCGAGCAUACGCGAGCCUGAUGUUUCUUCUGAUGAAAGCAAGUUCUUCUAGUCCUGCUUGAUGCAAGUCAGAAGAAUUCAGAAGUUUAAACACAGACUUCUGACCCCCAAUCGCACGAAUGCAGAGGCCUCACUUUUUCUUCUCUUUCUUCGUUUUUCAUGGGAGAUUUCUCGGCUAUUUCAUGCAAUUCAGAUCCAUGUAAAUUGCCCCAUAUUGGUGCAAAAUUGAUGAUUUGAUGUAUCAUAUUUUACACCCGACUAUAAAUAUGAAGUUGUAGUUCAUAUUCAGAAUAUUACAUGGAACACUAGCAGCCAUUUCUACCGUAUGGCCUGUAAGAUAAAA
This is a messenger RNA of Morus notabilis, 1682 nucleotides long. Its product is annotated as F-box protein At2g32560. The coding region runs from base 32 to 1288 and encodes 418 amino acids. NCBI's taxonomy places the organism in Eukaryota, Viridiplantae, Streptophyta, Magnoliopsida, Rosales, Moraceae. Gene Ontology annotation, molecular function: protein binding. The transcript is spliced from 5 exons. The record is from RefSeq and is a predicted model, not a curated record.